Molecule: messenger RNA, 2119 nt
Organism: Sesamum indicum (sesame)
Lineage: Eukaryota; Viridiplantae; Streptophyta; Magnoliopsida; Lamiales; Pedaliaceae
Product: transcription factor TCP5
Cellular component (GO): nucleus
Molecular function (GO): DNA-binding transcription factor activity; sequence-specific DNA binding
Source: RefSeq, a predicted model, not a curated record
UUCCUUCAUUGUUAAUUAUAAAUUAGCAUAUAAUUUAACUUUGAUAUAUAUAUAGGUUAAUUUAAGCAUGAUGAGGGUAUUUGAUUGAUAAGAUUUUGACUGGCAUAUAUAUGUAUAUAUGUAUGUAUAUGUAUGGGAUGCGGAUGUACACGUGGGCUUGUGUGCACCAUUCUUUUGUUUUCUUGGAGCAUGGUCGGUCGGAGGGCAGCAUCUUCUUUUCUUUCUUUUUCUCUAAUCAUUCAUACUCUCAUACUGCUACCUAAUAUCAGUUGUAUAUGUACAUCUCUUUAUUCAUCAACUCAAUUUUAGUCUUCCAGAUUAACGUCUAUCUAUCUAUCUAUCUAUAUGGCUCUCAUCAAGGGCUGGCCCUGUGUCUGUGUCUGUGUUGUCUGUGUCUGUGUUGUCUGAGUCUGAGUUUAUAAGAAAGCCGCAUUCAAUACUUGGAAAUUCAUAUUGCAUAUUGAGUUUUCUCUUCUCAGACAAAACCCAAACCACAGGUAAUCCUGCAACAAACUUAUGUGGUAGUUUCACACAAACUAAUUGUAAAAUCUUGAGGAUCUGGAGGAGGGAAGUAGCAGAAGGGUUUUCAUCAAGAUCCAACAUCCUCGGUUUCUGCAGCAGCAAUUAAUUCAUCAUCAGCUUUUAGCACAAAUUAUGAGCAGCAUAAGAUGAUUCCAAGGGAAACAGAUUUCACCAAGCAGGAGAGCAGCACAAGUCAUGAUCAUAAUCCCAGCAAGAACUUCAAGGCCUCAUCAUCGAGCUCGACAACGUCUUGGUCCAGGUUUAAGGAUCCAAGAAUCGUGCGCGUCUCUAGAGCGUUCGGAGGGAAAGACAGGCACAGCAAAGUCUGCACUGUAAGAGGGCUGAGGGACAGGCGAGUGAGGCUGUCCGUUCCCACUGCCAUCCAAUUAUACGAUCUUCAAGACCGGUUAGGGCUAAAUCAGCCGAGCAAAGUGGUUGAUUGGUUGCUCAAUGCUGCAAAGCAUGAAAUUGAUGAACUGCCCCCACUCCAAAUCCCUCAAGGGAGCUUAAUUGGCCAAAGUCUUGAGCAAGUGCUGUCUAAUUCCCAUCAUGAAUUGGGAGCUUCUCAGUCGGACAAACACGGCCUAAAGAUCGGUGGAGGAAGCAUCAAUUGGGAUAUUAAUGAUCCUUUGACGCAGCCCAGACCAAGUGUUUUUGGGGGGAAAUCUAAGGAUUUUGAAGGAGAAACAAGUGGUAGAGAUGAUCAGGCUAAUUGGGCAAGAAAUGAAGAAGAUCAAAGGCAAUUUAACUUGGAAAACCAAAGUGCUGCAUACAACUUCUCCUCCAGCCAAAAUCCCUCUUCACUACCAAUUAAUGCUGUUAAUCCAUUCAAUUCAUUUGUUAGAUGGGAUCCCUCAAAUUUAACUCUAUCUCACCCUCCAAGAAGCCAUGGAUUAAUGGCUCAACCCGAAGAUUGGCACAAUUUCAGCCUCGUCCCGUUGCAGCCAACGCUGUCGACUGUGCCAUCAGGAUCUCAUCAUCAUCAUCAGGUUCUUGUGUAUCAGCCUGCUGGAUUGAGCACACAAUCUUAUUUUCCCUCUCAAAUGCCUCCCACUGGUACUGAAUUCGACCCGAAACAAGUGAACUUUCAGAGUUCACAUGUCUCAAAUUCUUCCCUUAGUUCACCUGUUCAUGACUCCACUACUCAGCCUGUCAGGCCAAUCCAUUUCAACAUGACUGCAAAUCUCCUCCCUUCACAAAACAACGACGGAAGCUAGCUAGCAAGAAAUGGCACUCAUGAGUUCAAUUAAUUCUGGGGCAGCCUUAAAUUAAGCAUUUGGAGAAUUGUUUAGAUCAAUCAUGCCUGUUUUUUUCUCCUGAGCAAGCAUGAUGACAAGCUCAUCGUUUAGGGAUCAAUCGGAGAAUUAAUUUCUAGUGAUCAUAGUUGUCAAGAUUGUGAUUUCAUGGUUGAUUUCAUAUACAUGAUCGAUCGAUGGAAGUGCCAGAGAUGCUUCUGGGAGAAGUACAUAGAAGCUUUCCAGUUGGUUACAGUGGAUGAAUAUAGCUGAUCAUAUAUACACUGGUAAGGUGCCUACUACAUAUAUAUAUAUAUAAAGAUUUUGUCUGUUUAAUAUUUCAUUUUAUUACCAAUGAUCAA